Rosa chinensis is the source of this 1467-nucleotide messenger RNA. RefSeq names its product protein PHLOEM PROTEIN 2-LIKE A10. The record is from RefSeq and is a predicted model, not a curated record. Bases 217 to 1425 code for a protein of 402 amino acids. NCBI's taxonomy places the organism in Eukaryota, Viridiplantae, Streptophyta, Magnoliopsida, Rosales, Rosaceae. The transcript has 2 exons.
UCUUGUCCCACACAAAUCUGACAAAUGGACGAGUCAUACUUGAAGCUCCGUCCUUCCCUGCCCCUCUGCUUUUAAUUUCCCAUAACUCCCAUUCAAUUCCGAAGCCAUUGGAUACAUCGAUCCAAAUCACCUAUAAUUCCCAAACUACCCUUCAAAAUUUGCCAUCACAUUCAUAACCCCGAAACCCUCUGCGAAUCUCCUUCGUUUCGAGCCCAGAUGGAACUCGGGCUCGUGACGAAGGCCUUGCAUCGAAGAAAGAAAUGGCUUCUGAUACUCGCGGCUCUCGGCGCGUCCGGUUACGGCGCCUACAGGGUUUACAAUUCGCCCUCUUUGGUCCAGAAGCGAAAGAGGUUCAUGAAGGUCGUCGGAGCCCUAAUUUCUACGGCGGAGAUGGCGUCUGAUUCAGCCGAGGCCCUCAGCAUUGUCUCCAACGACUUGAAGGAGUUUCUGAACUCCGGUUCCGACGAAAUGCCCAAAAGUCUGAAGCAGAUUUCCAAGAUUGCGAGGUCGGAGGAGUUCUCCGCGUCGCUGCAGAGGUUGACGGAGGCUAUGACGAUCGGGGUAUGCCGAGGGUUUGAGUUUGAGACGAGGAAUGGGGUUGGAUCGGAGAAUUCGAGCUAUUCACUUUCAGAGAGAGUUAUGGAGAAGGUUUUCUCUGAAGCCGGGACCGGGUUCGUUUCGGUUGUAGUUGGAAGCUUUGCAAGGAAUAUGGUUAUGGGGUUUUACUCAAAUGAGCAUUCAGGUCAGGAUUCGGAUGUCAAUAGAUGGGUCGAUGCGGUUUGUAGUGAUCCAAGUAAGGAGCUGAUAGGCAAUUGCAUACAGGUUUUGGUGUCUACUGCGGUUGCGGCGUACCUAGACAAAACGAAGGAUGUCAAUUUCUGUGAUGACAUGUUUGGUGGAAUGACCAAUUCCAAGCAUCAGGAGAAGGUCAGGGAGCUCUUGGUCUCUGUUUGCAAUGGUGCUGUGGAGACUGUUGUGAAAACUUCUCAUCAAGUUUUGACGACUUCUGGUUCGAAUCCGAGCUCGAAUUCGGGGACUUGGUCAGCUGUUGAUCAUGGAGCUAGGGAUGAGUGCCUUGAGCAAGAAGCAAAGCAGCCCAAGGAGGGAAGUUCACUUGAGGCUAUUCAGAAUAGCGAGUGGAUUGGAAAGGUUUCGUCUACAUUGGCAGUGCCGCGCAAUAGGAAGUUUGUUCGUGAGGUGACUGGGAGGGUGACAUUCGAGACUGUAAGAUCUUUUGUUGAAUUCAUGUUGUGGACAAUACUAGAGGGGUUGAAAAGAACUCUUAGUGUGGUUCAUGGGGAGAUUGUGGGUAGGGGGUUGCAAGUUAUCAGAUAUUUUGGUGCAAAGUCUUCGGCUAUUGUUACCAUAUGUCUUGCUUUGCACUUGUAUGUUCUAGGAGGUAGUAGAGUUCUCUUGACUGCUUAGUUUGCUGGUUUUAUAUAACCCUGUAUGUAAAUCUUUGACUCU